Exaiptasia diaphana is the source of this 20277-nucleotide messenger RNA. RefSeq lists its product as uncharacterized. Lineage: Eukaryota; Metazoa; Cnidaria; Anthozoa; Actiniaria; Aiptasiidae. The record is from RefSeq and is a predicted model, not a curated record. Gene Ontology annotation, molecular function: protein binding. Gene Ontology annotation, cellular component: cytoskeleton.
CAAAAUUAUUAGCUGCAGUGCUUGACCCUCCUUUUUACAAGUGAAUCAGCGUACAAAACUACCUUUUGGCCACAAUUACCUCGAAAAGAAACCCGAAUCACAAUGUUCAAGAAAUUCAAAAGAUAACUGAGCUAUUGAAAGAUCGCUGUUGUUUUCAUCUUUGAGAUGUGAUCUCGACGACAUAGCGCGCGAUCUGAGGAGACGUUGAAUGCUGUGAAAUUGAACUAAAAUGAGCAGAAAAGAAAAACUGUUGAAAUCUUGAACUCAAGACGAAUCAGAGGUCGAACUGAUGAACGCUAGCACACCAACACAGAGGAGAAGAUUCUUUAUCGAAGCUCACGGCCCACCAGACACGUCAAAAAUAGUACUAUAUACAAACAGUUACAAAAAGUCUCGCUAUCUUCUWAAAAUGUGCACAUCGUUCUAUAAAUUCCAAAUGAUGAUGGGAUUGAAGUUAACUACCUUACGUGAAUUUCCUUCAGAUGGUCCGGUCAAAAUGAACGGUGUCGUUAAAACAGAUGCUUCAGACUCAACCGGAAGGGCGUCACCGGUGAUGUCAGAAGCAGGCAAGUCAUUCACAAUGGAGCAGAACCUGCAGCAACCGGGGACUGGACCUGCUGUCCAUUUAAAUGGAUCAACGCCAUCAGCGAAUCAAGAAAAUGUACAGGUCAGCGUGUAUCCAGUGCAACUACAGAAAAGUAACGGUAGCCUGGGGCUUAAUAUCAUUGGUGGAAUUGAACUUGGAGGUAUUUACGUGAAGACCAUGGCUCAUGAUGGACCAGCGGCUUUYAGUGGUAAAAUAAGCAUAGGUGACAGAAUACUUGAAAUCAACGGAAACAGCCUUGAAGGCAUUUCCAGGCAGGACGCUGUCAAUCUACUACGAACAGCUCCUCAAGUAUGUACUUUAUUAAUCGAAAGCUGCGUGGCUGCUCCGGCUACACCAAAUGGCAAACCCGCGGUUCCUGGUAACUACUCAACGACAGCAUUCCAUCAGCCAAACAGAUCGCAACCGUACACAGGUGAAGAGUAUCAGUACCAGGACCCUUCCGGAUCACCUCAGCACCAGGCCUACUCUCCAGCAUACGACCAGAUGGGGCCUAUUGACCAGUAUAGCGAGGACACAUCAGUAGUGAGUAUUCUUGCUAAAAACGUGUUGUAUUUCUUUGGUUGGGAGGCUAGGACAAUGACUAGGUCCUACGCCUACUCGACGCCUUAUGGCCGAGGUCCUGGUACUGUCUCUAUGCCUGGGUUCCACUCUAGGAACCAAUCUAGGAACCAAUCUAGGAACCAAGCAUCUGCUCGGUCUUCAUAUAAUGAUUAUGAUUCAGAUUAUUACUAUGGGGCAGAUACGCCGUCUAGAUACCAGUCUCUCCAUCCCGAUGCUUAUAAUCUUGAUUGGGAGUCUGACAAUCAAAAACGGUUUCGUACAAUAUCGAUGGGAAGUGGACGUGACUCUGAAGUUUACACUGAGUCUGGGUACCAGAGUCAGGUCCAGAUUCCAUCAUCAGCAUAUACGUCACCGAUAGUACCAAAUAUUAAUGAAACCAUAGAUAAUAGAAAUAGAAAAAGCAAUUUACUAGAGCUUAAGCUAUAUAAGUACGAAGAAAAACGAGAAAGCGUAGAUUCUAGCUUCUUUAGUAGCGCUACAAGGGAAAAUAGUGUUGAUGAUUUCUCGUCGUACGUUGAGGGUCAAUCACAAGUACCCGACGAYUACUUACCUCGUGGUCAACGAAAACCGUCGCUCCCAAAAGACCAACCACACUUAGUUGACAGUGAGGAGAUGCGACAUUUAUACCCUGGAGAAGACCCUGGACUAGUUGAAAAGUUUUUCUCUUAUCUUGGCUUUGAGUCAGAAAAUCAGUAUCCAGGACAAARUCAAAGUGAAUAUACUCAACAAGUACAUCAAAGCAAUGGGAAAGGUUAUGAAUCUCCAAUAGAUGAAGUUGAUGAGCCGAAAAGUGCGCAACCAGUUGAAAUGAAAACUUUUAAGCGUCUUGAAAGUUUAGACAGUGGUAACUUCCACGCAGGACCUUGCAGCAGUGUUGAUCAUGAAUCUGACGAUCAGCGGAGAUAUCAGUACAGCAAGACACUACAAUCACAGGACCGACAUGAAAUGGAGUUGGAUUCAACCGGCAGAAAGAGAUCACAGGGAGAGGCAACAAAACGUGAAACAUUUCAGAAAAGCAGGUCAAAAAGUAAAACAUUUGAUGAUGACUUCUCUAUGUAUGACGAUGACAAUGUUGGACUUUUUGGAGAAGUCAUCGAAGUUCCGGAAGAAAAACCAAAAAGUCUACCCAAAACGAGAAAGUUUUCUUGGUUUGGCAGUAGUAGAGAUUCUGACACUGCUGAGGAUCGCAAAAUGUCAGUCGGGGAGUCUAGUUCUGAAAAGAAAAUGGACAUCAAUAAAGGCAAAGAGAAGCAGUCAUUGCAGAACGGAAGUGAAGCGAGCACUAAAGCAGAAAAUAUCCAACAUAAACAACAGUCRCCUACUAAAAAAAGCUACUUUUCAUGGUUUUCUGAUAAUGAACCUGUCAAAGACCAAAGCACGAGAACGGCAACAGAUAACAACACAACAAGUGGAGGAGGAUUCUUCAGUGGACUCUUUGCAACACAAACACCAAAGCAAGAAACUGUUGAGCAAAAGCAAGCAAAGGACGUUGUAAUGCCAAAGACAAAAGAUGAACAACAAAGUARGAGUACAAGCGCGCCUAGGGYAGAGGAAAAGGGCGCUCAACUAAGUAAUACUGGUAUUCCAGGAUUAACUCAGUCAUUUGCGGAAGAGUUUCAGAUGCCAAGAACACCGUCGUCUUCACAACAAAGCCUUGCUAAAGAAAGAGAUAUUCGAAAAUCAGCUGUUAGUAGAACAACUGUACAAGAUGCAAAUAAGAAAGGGCCGCCGGCAGACAGUAAAGUAAACAACGAAYGAAAAAGGCCAUCUUUUGCUGAGAAAGGUACUACUGUUGCUGACAAAGAAACUAAAAGAAAUAGUAUUCAAACCAACAGUGGAGAGAAAACACCUAAGAAAGAGGAACUAAAGAAAAUUGAUAACUCUGAAAAUAUAGAAAAUCAAAAAUCAGGUUACUUUUCCUGGUUUGCGGGAACACCAAAGGAGGAAAUUAAAAAGGAAGAAGCAAAGGUCGAAGAAGAAAAGGGUGGAUUUUUCGGUGGAUUGUUUGGCGGAUCCUCGCAAACACAACAGAAACCCCAACCGCAAUCUCAAGCWCCCAAGGUGUCAACAGAAACAAAUCAAAAACCUGUUGAUGCCACUAGGAAAGAUUCAACAAAGGUUAACGAAGAAGAUCAAGGUAAAGGCUUUUUCGGUGGUCUCUUUAGCUCAGGGCAGACUACAGAAAGGAAUACCGAACAAGAAAAAGUACCACAAACAUCAACUAAACAACCUAUAAGACAACAAAGCAAUGAUCGAGCUAUGGUGGAUGUACAGAAAUUAGCUGAUACCAAUAAAGAGAAAGACAAACAGGUUGAAAAAAAAUCAUGUGAUGACACUACUAAAAAAACCUUMGAUGACACUAAAGAAAAAAUCGUUGAUACAGUCCAACCUGCAAAGGAUCAGGAUAUUCCCGAGCAGUUGAGUGCCGAGAGUAGACCGGAUGACAGUAGUGUUUUCAAUAAAAUGGUCUAUGGCUUCAGAGGUAUGUUUCGUAGAUCAGAGACUCCUGAGGAAAUAGCCAAAAGAGAGAUGGAUGAGCACAAGAAGCGACUCGAGGAAAAAGAAGCUCGACGAAAAGAGAAGGUUGCACGGUACUUACAGGAGUUUCAGUCCCAAUCAGAGAUUUCUGAGACAGCUSAAAAGGUAGUUGAUAUUAAGUCAAAGCCACAGGACGUUGGUGAUGACGAUAAAGAGGUCAAAAGAAAAGAAAAGAUUUCAAAACUGGUGAGAGAAUUCUCAACAAAAGACGAACCUUCUAACUUAUCAAAAGACAUCCCUUUAACGGUAUUCAGUGAACGGAAAGGAUCAGCUUCACCKUAUAUGAAAACUAGACCUGAUAGUGUGCAGCAAAAAUUAUCAGAACGGCAAAUGUCAGGAUCUUCUAAACAUUCAGAACGGAAAAGAGGAAAACGUACCAGUGACAUAAAGAAAGAAAUUUCAUCAGACGAAUUAGAAAAAGAAAAGGCGGAAAAAGAAAAAGAGGAAAGAGAGGCGGAGAGGCAACGGAGAAUUGCCUUAUUCGUAAAACAAUUUUCCACUAAAACAGAAGAAACUAACUCUAGGCACGGGCGUACUGCUAAAGGCAGUUAUAAGCGAUCACCAUCAACAGAAGAAGGUAGUUUACCGCGGCGUCGCUCAUUCUCGGGAAAUGACUCCACAUUUGUGAYUGAUGAACGAAGGUCCUUAUCACAGAGCGAGAAAAACGAAAAAGAGGAAGAGCGGCGCAAAAAGAUUUCAAGAUUAGUGAAAGCUUUUUCGUCGCAUACUCUGGAUCUAGAAGARAGAGAAUAUCAUGAUCGUGACUCAAUGGCCCCGAUCUCGAGACGAAGAAGCGAAAGAGAAAUWCAAAGACAAGAACUGGUUUCGCAAUARGUGAYAGAGUUUUCUUCAAGUGGCCCAAAAACAAGGCAAUCACUAAGCACCACGAGUAGUCGCAGUACAGAGUUACCCAGCUCAGAUCGACGAAAGAGUUUGGAUGAAGCAGAGCGGCGAGAAAAAAUUACCCGUUUGAUGAGAGAGUUUUCAUCUGAGUACAUAGGGCCAGAUUCAAUUACAGGCAGUCGUUCAAUGGAUUUUUCUCGCGAAAAAGAGGGCAUUUCGGAUCAUCACAGACACGUCACGUCACGGCCAAAAUCAUCAGAGACAACUAGGAGGGCGAAYCAACUGAAACGACAUGAAAACGUUCCUCAUUUGGGUCACGUUGAGCUUGAUGGUUCGCCGUCAGUAGACGGAACUUCACAAGCGCAGAAGCAGGGGAUGUUUUCGGGUAAACAAAAAAGCGUUGUCGAUAUAACUAAUGAAGCAUACGCGUCGCUCGGUGCUCACGAUGGACCAAAACAAGUGCCUGUCCCUACUUUCCGUUAUGCCUGGCAAAGGGAGCAYGCUAUCUUCCGUCCAUCAACYUUGAAGGUUGACAAAAAAGGAGAAACUACCACUAAAUCUAAAGACAUAAACGGAAAUYAUCAUGCUCAAAGAACCCCUAAYAUACGAGAACCGACCAGUGAAAAUUCACGGUUUGAAAGUGCCGAGUCUCCAAUUUCACAUGCUAUUUWUCGUAGUUCGGAAAGGAAGCAACAGAAGGUCACGUCGCUUUUUGGAGAUGAUGAUGAACCAYUCAUUGUCGCAAAAGAACUUAAAGCUGAAGAUUUUGAUGUUGUAGAGCCUAGACGAAACUCUGCCAUUGUUAAUGAAAGCUAUGACAUUCCUUCCUGGAAAGAUAACGAGGACAAGCUCAAUGAUCAAAUACAUGAAUCGUUUUCCAAUUACGAAAGCGAUACCGCGGGUAAAAAGAAACCAAAGGAGUCGGCAGGUAUCCSAUCCAAACCAUCAGGCAGGAGUUUCAACGUUAGUGAAAGUUCAAAAUCAAUAAGGGAUCGCGGAAUUCAAAAAUUAUCAUCUACAAAGAUUCCKAAAGUAGAACUUUCUYRUGAUGGUGUUAUAACCGAUCAUCGAAAAGAGACGGAAAGGGCUUUCAGAAUGGCCGAGAAUGACGGUAAAAUGCGGAAGGAAUUAGAAGACCAGUCAUAUUCGUUUGCUGAAGAAAUUCAAAAAAUUGACAAACAAAUUAAAGCUCUAUCAGAAGAAACACAAGUAAAACCCAAUAACACUGAAUAUGCAUCAGAAGAAGUUUCGGAAGGCUUUGUGCGGACCCUUGAAAGAAAACGGCGUAAAAUKGACGAAACAUGGGACGGGAUAAUGAAAGACAUUGAUCAAGAAUUAGUAAAAAGUCAAGAACACGGAUUAACCACUCAAAACUAUCAAAGUGACUCGUACCCUAUGGGKACAAAGCCUAAAUUGURGGAAACGUCUGCGUCUAGUUCUAAAGAAAGAUCUUCACUGAUAAAGGAAAAYUAUAGUGAAGCAGAGGUCUCGAGAAACCACACAACUCACGAUAAUGUUCUGAAAGAAUCCAAUGAUUUGCAGACACAAAGUCCUGAUAGUACUAAAGUUUCUGAUGCCCUACCAGCAAAAAGAACAGAGAGAGAAAAGCAACAAAAACAAGAAGAAUUUGACGACAUGAUUAAAAAAUUCAAAAACAGAUAUGCGACYGAUAAGAAAGUCCAAAUACCUCAAAAAGYAAUCAUCUCGAAAGAGUUAUCUUUAAAGAAUGAAGUUAGCAAAGACACCCUGUCAGACAGAAUCCAUGAAUACAGAACGGACGAAAGUGUCACGAAAGUAAGAAAUGUGGAAUCUGUCAAGAGUUCAUUACCAAAUGUUGAAKCUGGACAUGAAGUUCCUCCAAAGAAUAUUGGACUGUUUGAAGAUAUCGAAAUGGAAAUCGUACAGGAAGAGCCAAAGGGAACCUUUACGUCAGUGUCUGAUCUUGUAUCAAAAGUGAAAAGUCCAUCAACUCAACGAACAAGAAAUAUUCAUGAGGUCAAGGAGGCAACAAUUAACACAACUCAAAAAGAGGAAGCUAAAUUGGAUAAAGAGAAAUUGUUGCGUACAAAAGAGGUAGCUGAGCURGACAAACACAAAAAUAUAGGAAAGGAGCCUCUUCUUGAACAAAAAGUGACUGGCAAAGUGCUGGUAGAUUCCAAAGAGCAGAAGAUAAAUAAAUCUARAAUCAAGGAAGCGGAUAAAACCUCUUCAACGGCUAUAAAAGACACUACUUCAURUGGUAAAGAUAAUACUGUACUAAAAUCAGACCUGAAGACUGAAAACAACAACAAGGUAGAGGAGAGCAGUUUUACCACAAUGGCAUUAAAGAUGUUUGGAUUUGGGCACCAAGAAGCAAAACCGAAGCCGCAACCUGAAAAGAAAGCAGAAGUGCCGACUAAAAUAAACGAAAAGGUUACUGAGACAGCUYUUACAAAGAGGAGUACUGUGGAUACUUCCAACARUGCUYUUGCUACUCCUGAGCUAGCUAUUCCAAAGAAGAACGURGCUGAUGCUUCUAAAACAUCGUCUGAAACAAACUURGCUGCAAAUCAAAAUCUUCAAAAGGUCGCURCAUUAAAAGAAGAACCAAAGAAGGUAAAUACAAAUGAAACGUUAGAAAAAGCAUCGCCAAAAGASAGCGAAAAGAAGAAAGCUGAGUCAAAUCAAGAAAAAAUAAUAGCCAAAGAAACAAAGCGAAACGAGGAAAGCUCAAUCGCAAAGUUUUGGUCAAGCAUUACUGGUUCACCGCAUUCACAKAUAGAUCACGAUAGUGGCAAAAACGAGAAGAAAGCGAAAGAGAAGCCAGUUGAUGCUGCAAAUYAGAUCCAAGAAUCAAAAAUUGCAGGAGUAGAAAAAAGGYGUGCUAUUGAACUGAGUGCAAAACCUACRACCCUCUCUAAAGGGGCGCCGACAGAAAAUCAAAAGCCUGRCCAGGAAUUAAAYCCUUCUUCGGUAGAAAAGGUCGACAGCAAAGUAAAGAAAGAUCAGCCACAAGAUCGUAAGGAAAAAGACGAAGGCUACUUUGCAAAGCUGGUUUUCAAAAUGGCUGAGUCAAUGGAAGAGCAAGAAAGGCAGGAGAAAGAAGCUGCAAAYUUGGAGCAAGUAAAGGCUGGUAAAKAAGAUGAAAUUGAAAGUAAGACUAAAAGCGCCGSCGCAGUAACAACCUCACAGAUUAGUAAAGGAUCAUUUGGAGCACAGAUCGAAAAGCCAAAAGUMGUUCUUGAAGAAGMGAAUGAUGUGUCCUCUGUCAAGAGUGACUUAAGAAAAGAAAAAGAGAAAAAUGACAAGGAGACAAAAAGGGAUGAAUCAGGAUAUUUUUCCAAACUAGUAUCCAAGCUUACAGAGCCCGCAGAACAUCACGCGGUAGAGGUAAAAGGCAAAGAGCCCAAAAUCGAUGAAGUAGAUCAAGUAGCUGAGAAAACGAAAUCCUUACAAAAGCCGAAACCUGAAACAGAUGCGUCCAAAAAGCUAACUGGAGUCAAUGAGAAGGCACAGAAACCAGACCUAGAGAAAGAGAGUAAAAAAGAUCAGUCUCAGAACCAAGGUCUGUUUUCACGAAUAGCCUUUGGSCUGUCCGAGUCAAAACCAAAUGAGAACGAAAAAGUCCAAAAAGGGAAAGCGAGUGACAUAGAAAAAACGGCAAAACUGGUGAAGUCCGAUGAAUCUAAAAAAGUUGAAGUUCAAAAGAACAAGGAGUCAAACCAAUUGCAAACGACUGGUGAUGAAAAGAAAAACAAACAAACAACAAAAGAACGUCAUCCCAAAGAAAAGGAGAAAACACAGCAAAAGCGUGGAGGAUUUUUCUCAAACUUCGGGUUUGGUGCUACUGAAUCAGAUUCAACUGAGAAGAAAGAGGCACCUGCACAAGUAAAAGAAGAAGCAUCCACACUUAAAUCCCAGGAAAAGAUAAAAAAGGAUGAGAAAAAAACAAGAACUUCUGAAGCUUCUCCUAUGCCAGUACGCGAUGAAAAGGAUUUGAAAGAAGCGGGGAAAAUGCCGAAGACUGAUGAUUCUUCACAAAAACAACAGGACAGGAAUGAAGGUCUUUUCUCAAAGAUUGCAUUUGGAUURUUGGACUCCAGUGACAAUUCCGAYAAAAAAGCUCAAGUCCAGGAUGUCUCUAAGAUGCAGACCUCUAAAGUGCAGCCURCGAAGGCAGUCCCAACGACAGAAGCUAAAGMGAAGARURUCCCAGUUAAAAAGCAUGACAAUAUCCAAGCAACCGAAGYCGUUCCWAAAACACCCGCAAGCAAGGAGAUACCAAAGAAAGAAGAGGCCAAACAAGGAUUCUUUUCGAGAUUCGCUAUGCAACUAGUUGAAGAGUCUAAACCUGAGGAGAAGCCGAAAGACCGUGUUGUUCAAGAUAAACCAAGUGAAAGCAGUUCUUCAAGUCAAGUCAAAUCCACUAGCAAAUCAUCGCCUAAAGAAAGCUCYUCAUCSAAAACGUCAUCGGAAAACAAAUUUCUCAAAGGAAAUGAAAUGAAUGCUGCUAAAGAACCUCCGCAGCCAAAAGAAGGCAGCAUUAAACCUGAGCCCUUAAAACAGCCCUCAAAACAAGGAUUGUUUGCAAGACUGACUAUGCAACUUGCUGAGACACCAAAAGAUGAAACUGCAGUAAAUAGCAAGGUCGACAAACCAACAAAGCCCGUCAUUGUCGCGGAAGAUAAGGUGAAGCAAAAACCAGUACCUACCACUGAGAAAAAGCCUUUACCAGAGCAAACUACACCAGCUCCUACAGCUACGGUUAACAAGGUCAACGACAAUGCCCAGCCAGAAGUAAAACAAGGACUGUUCGCACGAUUUGCGAUGCAUAUUGUUGAAUCACCGCCCGAGGAACCAAAACAUGCCAAAGAUGAGAAAAAGGUUUCUGUUUCUGACAGCAAAAGGACUGACACAAGCAAAACACCAUCAGUAAAAGCGCCAUCAAGAGAGGAUGAUAGCAAGCUAACGGCUAGUAAGGACAAUUCAGAUGCCCGAACUCAAGCAGAGCAACAAUCUAAUAUUGCUACAUCUGAACCAUCUAAGAAAGAAGAAGUAAAGCAAGGGCUUUUUGCGAGAUUUGCAAUGCAACUUUCUGAACCGCCAAAAGACGAACAAAAACACACGACAGAAAUCAAGCAGAACCAAAAACCUAAAAACAUCACUACUAAAACGUCAAAAGAAAAUAUCGAAACUACGUCGAAAAUAGAUUCAGUGAAUAUCCGACAAAGCACUAGAGCUACCAGUGAAAACGACCAAAGAAAGGAAAAGGCAAAAUCUAGUAUAACUACCUCUGAGCAGCCAAAGAAAGACGACACAAAGCAAGGGCUAUUUGCUAGAUUUGCAAUGCAACUUGUUGAACCGUCAAAAGAAGAGCAAAAACACGAGACAGAAAGCAAGCAGAAACAAAAUGCUAACAUUACCAUUGCUAAAAAGAUAAAGGAAAAUACCGAAAUUAUGUCGAACGUAGAAUCAGUGAAUAUCCCAGAAAGCACUAGAGCGACUAGUGAAAAUGACCAAGGAAAGGAAAAGGCAAAACCUAGUAUAACUACCUCUGAGCAGCCAAAGAAAGACGACACAAAGCAAGGGCUAUUUGCUAGAUUUGCAAUGCAACUUGUUGAACCGUCAAAAGAAGAGCAAAAACACGAGACAGAAAGCAAGCAGAAACAAAAUGCUAACAUUACCAUUACUAAAAAGGCAAAGGAAAAUACCGAAAUUAUGUCGAACGUAGAAUUAGAGAAUAUCCCAGAAAGCACUAGAGCGACUAGUGAAAAUGACCAAGGAAAGGAAAAGGCAAAACCUAGUAUAACUGCUUCUGAGCAGCCAAAGAAAGACGACACAAAGCAAGGGCUUUUUGCGCGAUUUACCAGUCAGCUAAUUGAAACACCGAAAGAGGAACCCAAAGUUCAGCCUAAAAGGCAACCGGAACAACAUUUUCGAAAAGAAAACACAGAAAAGUCUCCAAUACCACCGACAGACAAAACGUUGCUAAAAGAUAAAGAUAUGAAGAAAAGUAAAGCCGACACGACCCAGGAAAAGACAAUGUCAAGUACUAACGUCAAAGGAAAAGAGAAGACACAGUCUGAACAACCGAAGAAAGAAGAGCCUAAACAAGGCCUCCUUGCUCGAUUUGCAAUGCAACUGGUUGAAUCUCCUUCAGAGGCUCAAAGUAAAGAUCACAAUGACCGAACAAUUCCCGAAGCUGAAAAGGCAAAGCCUGAAACAGCACAAUCUAAGCAACCGGCAAAUAGAUCUCCAAUGCAAAAAGAUGAUGAAAAGGUAAAGCCAAGUAAAGGUGAUGUAGAUUCUAAGGAAAAGGUGCAAGCAGGUGCAGCCGCUUCAAGACACCCGAAAAAAGAAGACGCAAAACAAGGAAUUUUUGCUCGCUUAGCUAUGCAAUUAGCCGAGGAGCCCAAAGAGGAACCACAAAUUGUUGACAAAAGGACACAGGAUCAACAAAGUGCUACUAAACAGGAAGAAGUCAUUAAAGCCCAAGCUCAUUUAGUGUCAAAGGAAGCAAACCGAGGAACAGAAAAAGUCACAGAAAAGGUUAAUGCUGGUACAAAAGGCAUAAUUAAGGAAACACCAAAAGAUAGCGCAGCUGCAAGUGAACCAGCAAAGAAGGAAGAGGUAAAACAAGGUCUUCUUGCAAAACUGGCUUUGCAGCUUGCAGAAACACAGAAAGACGAGACAAAAGUMAAAACGGAAAGUAAAACAGUGAAACCUGAGAAGAAUAAGAUGAAAGAGAAAACAGAACUGAGUUCAACUGCACCAGAGGAGGUCUCGUCUCAAAAGGUUAAGAAAUCGCGCGAGCAGGAAUCAGCCAAAGAAAACAAAAGUAGAGGAAAACCAGAGCCUAAGGAAAAUACUGUGAAGCAGAGUGCAAAAGAAGUCCAAUCCACACCUAGAGUCACCUCCACUCAACCAACACAAACAAAAKGAGAUGAAGCAAAACAGAGUAUCCUUGCACGACUUGCCAUGCAAUUUGUAGAGCCACAACAUCAAGAGGAAAACAGACAAAGUACUACCGAAAGUAAGCAGGAAAAACGACCAGGACAUCAGARGAUGACAAAACAAACGGAAGCCAUAAAUAAUGAGAUAAUAAAAGCCAAACAAACACAGAGAGAGGUAAAUGACACGGCGCCACCUAAAAUAAGCGAAGAAAAAGUUAUAGAUAACAAGAAAGAAACAAUUCCAAAGCGAGAAGAAGCAGGCGAUAGUUUAUUUUCAAAGAUUGCAUUGAAACUUGCCGAGUCUGUUCAUCAAGAAGAGCAACCUGAGGUUAAGAAGAAAGACGUACAUGAGUUUGCACGACAACAAAAAGCUGAAGUGACUAUAACAAAAGACUCAGUAUCUACCUCUAAUGCGCAUGACACUAGAAAAAUAUUAACAAAGGUUCGAGAAAAUUCUGAGCGUCAGACAACAGAGAAACCUCCACCGAAAAAUAACGACAGAGAUAACGAAAAGACGUCAAAAGACAAGAUUCGUACUGAAUCACAAACAAAUGUGAAAAGCAUAAAAAAUACAAAACUGAACUCUAUGCAUAAUUUGACCACUGACAUAAAAGAAAAGGAAAACAAAAGAGGUACGCCUACACAAAACACAUCAGGGAGUUUAUUCUCGCGAUUAGCAUUGAGUUUGAGUGAAGCUAUACAACAACACGAAGAAGCGGAAACGGUAGUCACCGAAAAGCAGGAAAUAAAAAAGCACGCUGUUACUACUGAGAAGUCUAAAGCUGUACCAAAAGUCCCAACGAAAUCUGCGGAAGAUGAUGGCUUAUUUUCUAAAUUAGGAAUAUUUGACUCAGAACCUGCUGGCUCAAGUGAAACUGGAAGACAAACACGGAUGACUGCACCAAAACAGAGUAGUGGCCAGAAAGUUCACACACCCUUGCAAAGUGUCAAACAGAACGAUGCCAAAGAAUCGAUCAGAAAACAAAUACCAAGGGAAUUACAGCAAAGUAGCGGACGGAAAGUGAUACCCUUGACAAGUGAAACCAUCAAUUACACUAAAGAAUCAAAAGAUAGCAAAGCUGUGCAAAAUGAAAAUCAAGACAGCAAUACGUCGACAACGUUGUUGGCAUUAUCUAAAGCAAAGAAGUCCGAUGAUCAAAAAGUGGUACAUCCUGGUUCAAACGUUUCCCAUGCUGAUCCUGUGACAACCACUAACGCAGAUGGUCCUUCCUUAGAAAGAAAAGCAUCGCGACAGGAUACAAUAACAAAACCUGUAGUUUCAACAAAUCAGCAAAAGGAAAAUACAGCUUCUUUAGAAGUAAAGAAAGGUUUUGCUAAAGAAAAAGAAAAACAGUCCACGCUAAAAGGCCAAGAAAGUACAAGUUCACAAGAAAGGGCGAUGUUUGAGCAUAAAAAAGCUUUGUCUUCCAAAAAGCCAUAUGAAGAGAAAAAUAUGCGGCCGGAAAGUAAAGAUCCUAAAAUGUUUUCUCUUACACGCCAACUAUCGCAUCAAAAGCAAGAAACAGCGACUAAAAUGACAACAGAAAAGCGUGUAAAAAUAUCUGAUAACAAAGAUUCUACUUCUGAACAUAAAAAGGCUUUCAAACCAUCUAAAAGACAGAAUAGCUUGAAUUCGGAAAGUAAUGAUGCUGGAGCAAUUCCAGUUCCUCGUCAAACAUCACAACAAAGGCAAGAAACAUACAUUAAAGCAACAACAAGAAAGAGUGCAAUGAGAGACGAUAACAAAGAGACAAUUCAAAGUCCAUCUAUGCAUCGUAUCAGGGAUAGGGAAGUGAAGGCGAACACGAAUGAGCCACCACAAAGCGAAGGAUAUUUGUCUUUGUUUGUGUCACGUGUAAAACAAGAAUAUGAUAAUUAUCAGCAAGAACAAAUAAGAUCUAAAACUCAAACAAUUGAUGAUGCGGCCCUUGAAGAAAUGGCAGCAAUGUUUGCAAAACAAAACGCAGAGGCACGAUUAGCAAUGCAGCAUAACAAAGAGGAAUCACCAAAAACGGCAGCGAGUAAAUCAAACAAGGAGAGUAAAGACUCACAGACUCUACCAGCUUUUCAACGGAACACAUCCUUGAGGAGUGUCGCGCAAAGAGAAGUCCAUCCUACACCAACAAGAAAUGCACCUCAAACAGAAAAGGAGGACAUUUCAAUAAUUCCGAACCAACAACCAACAAACCAGUAUUCAGGGAACGUCCAGAGGCAUCCUCCUACAUCUAAACCACUAAGGAAGCCUCCUAUGCCUCAAGAGAAGAAKGUUCCAGACAAACCUACAACAAACGAAGGACUGUUCUCUUCAAUUGUCUCAAGGGUAAAACAAGAAUAUGAUAAUUACCAGCAAGAAAUGACUAAAUCGCGGCCAGUGAUGACAGAUGAUKAAGAACUUGAGGCAAUGGCAGCCAUGUUUGCUAAACAAAAUGCAGAGGCCAGGAUGUCAAUGCAGCAAAAACAGGGAGAGACUGCUUCAAAUGGUAACGAGUCAACGGCAGGUGCAAAACGUCCCCAGCAGCAUGAAAAACAAGUGACCGAGAAAGUGUCAAAAGCGAUUAACAUAAACGCGAAUGCUACGAAUGCAGCUAGGAGCAGACGAGAAACUGAAGAAAAACGUGCACUACAAUGGUCGGCAAUAGUGAUACAAAGAAAAUGGAGAGCUAUUAAAGCKCGCCGUGAAAUGAAAAAGCGUCUUAUUGAGGAAGCUGCUGCAAAUUUGAUACAAAAGCAAUGGAAAGCAUCUAAAACUAGUAGGGAAGCCAAGCAAAAACUGGCUGAAAAGUGGGCAGUAUUGAUGAUCCAAAAACACUGGAGAGCUGCUAUGGCACGUCGAGCACUGAAGCAGUGUUUGGUGGAAGAUGCUGCUGCCCAGCUCAUCCAGAAAAGAUGGAAAUCAGUGAAAGCCAACCGAGUGCUCAAGCAAAAACUGCGUCGAGCACUGAGGCAGUGUUUGGUGGAAGAAGCCGCCGCAAAGCUAAUUCAAAAGCAAUGGAAAACAGUGAAAGCCAACCAAGUGCUCAAGCAAAAACUGGCUGAGAAGUGGGCAGCACUGAUGAUUCAGAAACACUGGAGAGCUGCUAAGGCACGUCGAGCACUGAAGCAGUUUUUGGUGGAAGAAGCCGCCGCAAAGCUUAUUCAAAAGCGAUGGAAAUCAGUCAAAGCUGAUCGAGUACUAAAACAAAAACUMGCUGAGAAGUGGGCAGCUUUGAUGAUCCAGAAACACUGGAGAGCUGCUAAGGCACGUCGAGCACUGAAGCAGUGUUUGGUAGAAGACYCCGCUGCCAGGCUCAUUCAGAAAAGAUGGAAAUCAGUGAAAGAUGACAGAGAUGCUGGACAAAAAGUAGCUGAGAGAUGGGCGGUAUUGCUGAUACAGAAAUAUUGGAGAGCUGCACAAGCUCGUAAAGCAAUAAGCCAAAGUAAUUUAGAAUAUGCUUCUGCAGUUCUUAUCCAAAAACAAUGGAGAUCAAAAAGGAUGAACAAAGAAAUUAGUAGACGUUUGUCUGAGCAGUGGGCAGCUGUGACUUUACAAAGGCACUGGAGGCUCGCAAAAGCAAGAAAAGCUAUUCAAAAAAUAAAAAUAGAACAUGCAGCUGCAGUUUUGAUCCAAAAUCGAUGGAGGUCUGUGAAAGGUUACCAAGGCAGGAAAGUUCGACUUGUGGAACAGUGGGCAGCAUUAAGGAUUCAAAGAUAUUGGAAGUUUGUAAGAGUACGUAAAGCUAUGCAACAGAGUAGAAUUGAGUAUGCGGCAGCAGUUAUUAUUCAAAAACGAUGGAGGACCAUCAACAGCGAACAAAGAAAGAAAAACCGUUUAGUUGAACAAUGGGCAGCGUUACUAAUACAGCGCCAAUGGAGACGUUUAAAAGCGCAAAAAGAACUCAGACAAAAUAAUGUUGAGAAUGCCGCGGCGAUUCUUAUUCAGAAAAGAUGGAAAUCAACAAAGACGAGUGGAGCAAUGAACGAACGUCUCUCUAAACAAUGGGCAGCAUUGAUGAUUCAAAGACACUGGAGAAUUGCAAAGGCACGCAAGGCCAUCCAGAAAAGUAGUGCAGAACAAGCCGCUGCAGUUCUCAUACAAAAGCGUUGGAGGUCAAGAAAAUUAAAUCGAGCAAUAGAAUAUCGUCUUUCCGAGCAGUGGGCGGCAUUAAUGAUUCAAAGACACUGGAGAAUUGUAAAAGCACGAAAAGCAAUCCAACAAAGUAAUGUAGAACAAGCCGCUGCAGUUCUCAUCCAAAGGCGAUGGAGGUCAACAAAGUUGAAUCGAGCAAUGAAAGAUCGUCUCUCAGAGCAAUGGGCAGCAUUAAUGAUUCAAAGACACUGGAGAAUUGCAAAGGCACGCAAGGAAAUCCAACAAAGUAAUGUAGAACAAGCCACUGCAGUUCUCAUCCAAAGGCGAUGGAGGUCAACAAAAUUGAAUCGAGCAAUGAAAGAUCGUCUCUCAGAGCAAUGGGCAGCAUUAYUGAUUCAAAGACACUGGAGAAUUGCAAAGGCACGUAAYMKAAUCCAYCAAAGUAAUGUAGAACAAGCCGCUGCAGUUCUCAUCCAAAAGCGUUGGAGGUCGACAAAGCUGAAUCGAGCAAUUAAAGACCGUCUCUCAGAGCAAUGGGCGGCAAUAAUGAUACAACGACACUGGAGAAUUGCAAAGGCUCGUAAAUCAAUCCAGCAAAGUUAUGUAGAACAAGCUGCUGCAGUUCUCAUUCAAAAGCGUUGGAAAGCGUUACGAUCUGACAAAAUGUCAGGACAAAAACAUUCUCAGCAAUGGGCUGCGUUGACGAUACAAAGGCAUUGGAGGUCAGUAAAGGCACGUCAAUUGAAGAGACAAAGCAACGUCGAGAAUGCUACUGUAGCAUUGCUUUUUGGGAAGUGUAAGUCAACUAAUUCUAAAAAAUCCAUGAAACAUGACGAGCGUUGGGCUGCAUUGAUAAUUCAAAAACACUGGAGAGCAGCAAAGGCGCGUAAGCACAAGAAACAAAGCAAUGUUGAUCACGCCACAGCAGUGCUUAUUCACAGUAAAGCUCAGUCAUCGCAGAAAGGCAUAAAACACGAGAAAGGUACUCUGGGUAAGAGUUCCGUUACUAUAGCCAAAAAGGAUGCAGAAAGAAGCAAGACCGUUAGAGAGGAAACAAGUGAUUACGAUCGUUAUUUAUCCAAAUUUGCAAGUUGGAAAAAAUCCUUUAAUCAAAGAGAUGAUGACGAUUCCAAGAAGAACGCUAAAGCACCAACGCCAAAAGGAAAGGAAAGUGAUGAGAAAUACUCAAAAAAGAUAAACAAAUCAAAUAUGCAAGAAGCUUCAGAUAAAACAGCUCCUAGUGCAUCUGGCGCUAUGUCUCCUCGAAAAACAAGUACUCAAAGCAAAGAGCAUGCUGAUCGUCCUCGCAAACGUGUUUCAUUUUCAUUGGAGCAUAAAACAAUGGCUGAAGAUGCGAGGAAGCCCUCUAAUGUGAGCCCAGUAAAGGACACAGCACCAAAUAAGUCAGACGAACCACAAGCUGAAGUAGGAUACUUUUCACGUUUCCUCACGAAAUUUGCAACAUCUGACGGUAAACCUCAAGAAUCACACGAAAGUGCGAAGGAAGAUGAUGAACUCGAGAAAUUGACAGCUUAUUAUGCUAAGCAAAAUGAAGAGGCAAGAAAAAAACAGCUAGAGAAAGAUAAAGUUGAUAUGGAACCAAAAGUGGAGAAAUCUCAAGGAAGAAAAACACCAGGAAAACCAGAGGCAAAGCCUGAUGGCAAAAAUACCAAAACUGAAAAGGCAACAACGGAAAAGUCCGCGUCUAAAAAAGAAAUUGUCAGCGGUACUUCUUCUAAGAAAGAUGUUAGUGGUGAUGUCCCUCCACUAUCUAAACCUUCAUCAAAAGAGGAGACGCCUAAAGAUAAACCGUCUGGAGGUUACUUUUCAUCCUUUUUGUCGCGAGCAAAACAUGAAUACGAAAAUUACAAAAAGGAGUCCGAGGCACACAAUAAAGACCAAACAGAUGYCAGUGGUGAAGAAAGAAAAGCAAAGGAAGACAAACCUCCACAUCAGAUAACAUCACAAUUGUCUCAUCAAGAUCCGCAACCGAUGGAAGCAAAAGAGGAUACAACGGAAUCGACUAAAAAGGGUACUGUCCUGAAGUCAGCUGCAUCGCAAAACGUAGUAAAAGUCAAAGCUGAUGUUCAUAUGAAAGUGAAUGAAACACCUGAUUUUCCAUCCGUUGGUCCAAUCAGUGAACAGCAGAGAGCUUCUUCCCAUCCUUCUAAAACGGUAGUAAUGAAGUCUUCUAAAAAGGCUACUGAAUCGGCUGAAAAGAUCGUGUCGCAGAAAGAAAACUCCAAACAAAACACAAACAAGCCACAAGAGAAAGCGGUUUCCUCACAACCGCCCAAAACAAAAGUCGAUAGCAAGAGUUUAACAUCGGUAGCAUUCAAAACAAAGGAUUGUACGUCAGUCACAUCCGAAGGGCAAACAUCGACUGAAAAAAGCGACACGACGACAAAUGUAGAAGAGAAAAUUGCUGAAAAACCUAGCGAAGGCUAUCUCUCAUCUUUCAUGUCGCGUGUGAAGAGCUAUCAACAAGAAGAAAAAGGCAAGCCUCCACCUGACGAUGAAAAAUUAGAAGAAUUAGCGGCCCUUUUUGCUAAACGGAAUGCAGAAGCGCGAUUGGCUGCACAGAAGAAACAAGAGAAGGAGUCAAGUGAUCAACAGGAAAAAAAGGACAUUAAAAAAUCCACUGAUGACGUUCAUGGGCCGUCAAAAGCAAAAACAAAUCAAAAACAACAUACGGAACCAGCUAAAGUUAAACGUUAUCCCAAAGAAAGCACAAGUGGUGCACCAAAAGAGCUCAGAUCAGAGCCAAAUCAAACUGGGGCAACAAAUGACCAAGCUGAUGUCCGUAAGACAAUCACAAGACCUACUCCUAAAUCGUCCGAAUCAAAGGCUUCUUCUAUCGCAGCCGAACAACCAUUGUCUUCGCAUUCACCAUUAGAUAGAGGCAAAAGCGAGAAAUCUUCUAGAAUUGGAGAAACUCCCAAAGCGAGUAAAACCAAGCCAACUUCACAGAUCUCCAAACCUCAAGAAAAAAGCCCCGCUCAAGCUGACAAYUCGAUAAAGGAAGAAAACAUAUCACAAGAUGAUAAAAGUCCACAACAACAAGAAAGCUACUUUUCAAAAUUCUUAUCAAGAUACAAGAGUUCUCCAGAGCCUGCCGCAGUUGUUAAGCAAAGUCAACAACAUUCACAAAAAUCAGUUGAUGAGAAGAAAGACUUAGGAGAUGCGGCGUCUCCUUUUGCAGAGAAAAAWCAAGAGACCAAAAUGAACUUGCAAAAAGAAGACGUCGAGAAACGAACAGAAGGAAAGCAAACACGUGCUUCUACCCAGGGAGCAAUCCCGAAGACUGUUAGUCCAAAGCCUUCCACCACCAAAAAUCUUACUCCGCAAGAGAAAUCGACCACGCCCUCAACUAAGGGAAGUGAAACGAAAGUUUCAAAACCUAAGCAACCUAACCAACGGUUUGCUAAACCAAUUGACAGAACGAAACAUACGAAUAAAGAAACCCAGAUGCCUAAAACAGUUAAGGGGGUUUUAAAGAGUGAUGAAAGAGAAAUCAAGUCUGUUGCUUCAAAACCUCCAAAGGAAGACGAGAAACGACUGUCCGAUAGAGCACAAACACCCCAAAAAGUACCAACACAUCUUGCACGUGACGAAAAGAAACAACAACCAAAASAGACGCCCACAAAAAUUGACACAAAGSCAAAAGAUGAAAAGGUACCUCCCAAGGCUGCUUUGGAAAGACCACAAGAUCAAAAAAUACAAUCCAACAUUGUUAAACCAACAAAAGCAGCUGACACAAAAAGCGUAAAACCUCAUGUCGAAACUACACCUGAUGAAAAGCAAGCAAACAAACAGUCCGAAGCUGAAAAAUCAACCGAAAGCUCACAUGAGAAAGACAUAUCAAAAGGAAAAACAUCUGCUYCAAGUUCAAAGCCAGACAUGACAGAAACCCAGUCCACCACAGAAAAACAACAAGAAACAGUUUCAGACACUGUGAGCGAGUGGAUGAAGUGGGGAAAGUCUUUCUGGAAAUAAUGAUCACAUCAACAAUGAACACUGUUAUGAAUACUCAUAAACUACUUAAUAGAGAGAAUUAUGGACAAGGGAUAUCCAYAGCUUCAAUACAUAAAAAUCAACACCAUCAAUCAACCUUUUAGACAUCAAUUCUAACUGACAUAUUUUAGCUUGGCCCUUAUAGAGAUCUUAGCAUUGAAUGGAACCAGGCCGCUAUUAAAUAAAAAAAAUACAAAAAGGAAAAGUAAGGACUAAUUUGGGAUAUUAAUCUAGGAUUGUUAAUAUACACGGAGAAAUGAUUAUAAUUAAACAAUAGGGUACAGCAAUUCCAGCUAAAUUGACAGGUAGAUWUAAUAAAACUGUCGAUAUAUAUAACUUAUAUAAUCAAAUAGAACAUAGAUACUGAGAAAAGUCUAAUGAAUUCAAAUAAUAAUAUUUCAAAUAAUAUUAUAAGCUGGAUAAAAAUCAAUAUUAAUAUCAUUUUCCUAAUGAUAUUGUAAAUAAUUUUUUUUACCGAAUACGUGAGGCCAUCAAUCGUUCCUCUGACCUUUUGCAUAAUUUGUAUUGAUAAAUUGUAUUCAAUAUUGGCGCCGGACAAAUAGGCAUUUUAAGCAUUUUAAUGGCAAUAAGUUUUGUAGAGAUUUCAUCAUUGACAUUUUGGUAAUUCUGUGUGCAAAAGAUCGUUGAACGGGUCAGUGUAUAUAAAAAGUAAUUAUUAGAAUCUUUGUAUAAAUAAACUCAAGAAACUCUUAUAA